Molecule: messenger RNA, 474 nt
Organism: Diaporthe citri
Lineage: Eukaryota; Fungi; Ascomycota; Sordariomycetes; Diaporthales; Diaporthaceae
Exons: 1
Coding region: 1-474 (157 amino acids)
Source: RefSeq, a predicted model, not a curated record
AUGCAUGAGGGCAUAGAGUCCAUGGCGACCUGCUUGACGAAUGAUCGGGCUCAUGAGAUCGCUACCGACAUUAUUCGGAUCAGCACAUCCCAAUGCCUGGGAAUGAAGCACACGUGCUGCAAAUACAUAUAUCGGUAUUUCGCGGACCUCAGAUUCGGCGUAUGUCAUGAUAUUCUUGCCGAUGAAUACAAGAUGAUCGACACUAUGGACUCCGACGAAGUGGUCGGGAUCCAGGAGGAAGACCAGUACCUAGCGCUACGUCUGAAAUCACUGGUGGCAGAAUUCACAGCCAAGUACAACGAACCGAAGGUUCCAUUCCAUGACUUCUUCUUUGGUUAUUGGCGGCAACGGAUGGAUGAGGUUGAAGCGGAAAAAGAUGAGGCCUGUAUAAAUGAUCUGGGGAACGUCAAAGAAAUUGGUGUUAUGCUGCACGGAGAACGUGAACUUCCUACCAGGGGCAGGGGGGUUGUUUAG